Messenger RNA from Mycena citricolor, 1422 nucleotides. The record is from the annotation of a GenBank genome assembly. NCBI's taxonomy places the organism in Eukaryota, Fungi, Basidiomycota, Agaricomycetes, Agaricales, Mycenaceae.
AUGACCAAAUCCCUACGUGUUGCCUUCAUCCACCCCGACCUGGGAAUCGGUGGUGCAGAAAGACUGGUAGUUGACGCUGCAGUUGGCUUGCAGGCGCUUGGACAUGAUCUUACCAUAUACACAUCCCAUCACGACCGCGACCAUUGUUUCGAGGAGACGAGAAAUGGUGACCUUCAAGUCCGUCACGUCGUUUCCCCUUUCCCUCGGUCCUUGAAGGGUAAAUUUCACAUCGUUUUCGCCCAUGCCCGCCAAUUGCACUUGACACUCCACCUGCUAUGGCCUUGGGCACCCAAAUAUGAUGUCUACUUUGUCGACCAGCUCUCGACGUGUGUUCCCUUUCUACGCGCUUUUGGCCAGACGCCCGUCGUCUUCUACUGCCACUUUCCGGACAAAUUACUUGCGAAUGGAGAGUUUGUUGAGGGUAAUUUCAAGAAGAAAGGUACUGGACUCAUGAAAAGAAUAUACCGUUAUCCCAUGGACUGGUUGGAAGAAGUCACGACGCGUCAAGCGGAUAUUAUCCUCUCCAAUUCCAAUUUCACUGCGCGCGUGUUCCAAACCUUCUUCCCCACAAUUCGCCAAACCCCUCGGACCGUUUACCCCGGCAUCAACAUCUCAGCAUAUGAGACUUCGGUGGACGCGUCUCAUCCAGACAUCGUAGCCGUCAGCAGCUCGAAGCCGACACUACUGUCUCUCAAUCGGUUCGAGAAGAAGAAGAACAUAGCACUUGCAAUCGAGGCCUUUGCGAAGGUGCGACAGCGGAAAGGCAUGUCAACGAUGCGUCUGGUGCUCGCGGGGGGCUAUGAUCCACGUGUCGAGGAAAACAUACAAACGCUGGUCUCAUUGAUAGACCUCGCAAGGAGACACUCUCUGACCUUCAACGUCAUCACGCCAGCCGCGUCUUCACUCAAGAUCCCUCCAUUCAACACGAAACCCCAAGAUCCAGAUGUGCUGUUUCUCCUCAGUUUCUCUAUGGAGCAGCGUACCGCGCUCCUCACGGCUGGCUCGACCAUGGCAUUGCUCUACACGCCGACGAACGAGCACUUUGGGAUUGUGCCUGUGGAGGCGAUGUGUUGUGGGUUGGCUGUUCUUGCGUGCAACAGCGGUGGCCCGACCGAGAGUAUUCUGGCAGCGCCUGCUGAGGAGCGAACUGGUUGGCUCUGUGCACCUGAUUCUGACAUAUGGUCCGAGGCGCUGGAAGAUAUCUUGGAGAUGUCUGAGGAGGACCGUCAAGCACUCAGUCUUCGGGCGAAGCAGCGGGCGCGCGCUGUAUUCGGGAUGGAUGCCAUGGCAUCAAGCCUAGACCAGGCCCUAGCUGAAGCCGUGGCGAUGGGUCCACCCGCAACCAUGCUUCGGGUUUGGUCGUUGGUGCUUGUUGGAUUUCUGAUUGCCUACGUAUAUUCUGCGUAUUUUGCCUCGUAUUAA